AUGGAGAAGGAACAUUAUAAUGUCGAUGAGUCGCCUGACUAUAAUGGAAAUCAUGCUCAUACACAUGCUCAUGCUAAUGCUAAUGCUAAUGCUAAUACUCAUGCCAAAUACGUCGAUCCUGUCACCGGCCACGCAACAAAAGCCGGUCGCGUACAGGAAGCUGGUGAACUAUAUGGAAAUAUCGAAACGGCCGAAGAAUACGGUUAUGUAACUCGAGGACUGAAAUCCAGACAUAUCCAAUUUAUCGCGCUCGGUGGUACCAUUGGUACGGGUCUCUUCUUGGGUAUUGGAAGUGCUCUUACGCAGGCCGGCCCUCUCUCGAUCCUGCUGGGUUAUAGCUUUACUGGUAUUGCUAUCUUUGCUAUGAUGCAGUGUUUGGGUGAGAUGGCUACUUGGUUACCAUUACCUGGAGCCAUCCCCCAAUUCUGCGCUCGUUAUGUCGACGAUGCGCUUGGUUUUGCUGUCGGAUGGAAUAACUGGUACGCCUCAGCAAUCACCCUUUGUGCCGAAAUAUCAGCCGCGGCUGUCGUUAUUCAAUACUGGCCCGGAGCAAUCCACAUCAAUGUCGCAGCCUGGAUCUCCUUAAUCAUCGUCCUCGUCGUCUGUCUCAACAUUUUCGCGGUCCAAAUAUACGGAGAAGCGGAAUUCCUAUUCGCCAGUAUCAAAAUCAUUACAAUUGUGGGUCUUUUGAUCAUGGCGUUCAUAGUGGAUCUCGGAGGAAACCCCAAGCACGAUCGUUUGGGAUUCCGUUACUGGAAGCACGGUCAAGCGAUGAAGGAAUACGAUUCGACGGGAGCUACAGGUCGAUUCCUGGGUCUCUUCUCGGUUCUUGUCAAUGCUGCCUUUUCGUAUGGUGGUGUGGAAUUGGUUGCGGUGGCUGCUGGCGAAGCCGAGAAUCCACGCAAGAAUAUUCCAAAGGCGGUUCGCAGAGUCUUUUGGCGUAUCUUAUUCUUCUAUGUUCUUGGAUCGUUGGCCAUCGGUGUCCUCGUUUCUUCUAGCGAUCCAUUUUUGCUCAAAGCUCAAGAUGAAGGUGCUGCAGGUGCAGCUCGAUCUCCUUGGGUUAUUGGAAUCCAGAAUGCCGGUAUUCCAGUGUUGCCAUCCAUCAUCAAUGCCGUCAUUUUGACUUCCGCAUCUUCUUCCGCUAAUGCAUUCUUGUAUACCGGAUCUCGAUACUUGUUUGCUCUUGCUCAGAAUAAACAAGCCCCAAGAUUUCUUCUCAGAUGCAGCAAGGCAGGUGUCCCAUACUGGGCUGUCCUCAUCACAGCAUCAAUCUCUGGCCUCACAUAUUUAUCGGUUAGUUCUGGCGGUGCAUCAACCGCUUUCGGAUGGUUUCAAAACUUGACCACAAUCGCAUCUCUUUUCACAUGGUGUUCCAUUUGCGUUGCCUACAUUCAAUUCCAUAAAUCUUUGGCAGCUCAAGGUGUCGAUAGAAAUACUCUCGUCUUCAAGAGUAAAUUUCAGCCAUAUACGGCUUACCUCGCAUUAGGCUUCUUCGCCGUCAUCAUCCUCUUCAAUGGAUUUGAUGUCUUUGUUGGCCAGAACCACUCUCACUGGAGUGUCACCAAUUUCCUCACCGCAUACCUCGGAGUACCAAUCUUCUUCCUGCUCUUUGGCUUCUGGAAAAUCUUCAAGCGUACAAAGUGGAUCCCCCCAGCUGAUGCCGAUAUCUACACUGGUAAGGCCGCACUUGAUGCUGAAGAUGGACAAUGGCCAGAUUUGAAACCAAGAAAUAUUUUUGAGAAGAUAUGGUUCUGGAUUGCGUAG
Sclerotinia borealis F-4128 is the source of this 1764-nucleotide messenger RNA. The record is from the annotation of a GenBank genome assembly. NCBI's taxonomy places the organism in Eukaryota, Fungi, Ascomycota, Leotiomycetes, Helotiales, Sclerotiniaceae.